AUGCCCGCGCCAGGCUAUGUCUUCCGCGAUGGCGGAGCCACGCCACCGGCCGAAGAGAACCCCGACUCAGAGUUUCGCCAGAGAAUCACGAAGGCUACGAACCCAGUCACCGUGGCGGCAACUUCCAAUGCUCCGCUGGCUCAGAACACAACCACAAGUCACGAGCUAGCAACAGGCGCCAAGGGCGACCAUGAAGUCGCAGGUGCUGUGCAGCGAGCCGGUAAGGAGGAUAGAACCAGCAAUCUCGGAUGGCAAGCCAACGGUGUGGACACAGAUACUUUGGUCGGCGGGCUUCCCAACGAGGAGCUGUGGACCCUGAUUAGGAGCCAGCAAAUGUACCAUGUCAAAGCCAUACCCGAACAACCUCCAGGGGGGCUGGAUCUCAACAUCGCAGAAGAGGAUGAGUUCUCUCCGGACAAGUUGCGAUCCAACAUUGAGCGGCUGUAUAUGACUGUCAUUGUCGGAUUGAUUGCAUUCGGGAAACACAUUGCCAGACUGAGAUCGUGGCGGGAACCUCGCCGAACCGCUUCCUUUGCAGCCGUCUACUUCAUCGCAUGGCUGUUCAAUUUCAUCGUGCCGACCCUGGUUACUAUGAUUAUCGUCCUCAUCACCGUCCCUAAGUCUCGAGACAUCCUCUUCCCCCCUGCACCUCUCGCUCUGGUCAGCCACAAGACAGGCGGUGUCCAGAAACCCAAGGCAGGAGUGUUAGGCAGUCAUGAUAGUGUCACGGGAGCGCCAGAGAAGCACAAGGGCGAAGCAGUUGAGCAAGAAGCAAGCAACUUGGUCUCUGGGAUUGCUUCGGUUGCCAUCUCCAGUGCUGCUGGUCGUCACGACCAGUCGAGCCCAGAUGAACAAGGUGGUAGCAAAACCCUUGACAAAGGAAUGCCUGACCCGACCAAGAUAGCCACGGCUACAGCCGAUGCCUCUUCGGCAGCCCAAGGCAGUGAUGCGGAUGCUGUUCAGGACAAGACCAAGCAGCCGAUGGAAGAGGCCGUCUGGGGCCAGGUGCGUCCGGUGAUGCAUGCUCUAGGGGAGAUCUCAGAUAUGUGGGAACGGUUCGCCAACGCUUUGUCGCCUACGCCGCCCUUCUCGCAGAAGAACCGCCUGCAGCUCGGCGCCAUCUUCGUGCCCGUCCUUCUGAUCUCGCUCGUCACACCCGCUCAGUGGGUCAUGAAGGGCUCAACCUUCCUCGUCGGCUUCGGAUUCUUCUCGGACCCACUGAUCAUGCGCGGCAUCCACUGGCUGAACGAGAAUAUCCCGGAUUGGCCGAAAUACCUCGAGAUCCGAAACACCCUACUCCGAGGAGUUCCCACAAACGCUCAACUUACCGUCACGCUGCUGCGCAUUGGCGAGGCAAAUCGUGCGCCUUUACCGCCGCCACCUAAGUCUCACGAGCCCCCUUCGGACAAGCCGGCCGAAAUCGACAAGCACGCCAUCACGGAGGGCGGCCUGGACACGUCCCAUGCGGAGAUUGAAGAUGCCAUUACUGUCGAUGAACCCGGCGGUACUGAAGCUUCUGAACCCCAAGACGCGACAAAGAAGAAGAAGGGCGGAUUCGGGGCGAAAAUCCUUGGCGCAUUCAAGACCACCACGGCUGGAGCAGUCGAAACAAAACUCACCACCGAUACGGUGAAGGCGACGCUAGGGUCGAAGCACGCGGCAGAGAAACUGGGCGUCUUGCCCUCGCGGACCGAGUUGAGGAAGAAGCAGAGGGAAGGACCCAUUGAGUUCAAAGCGCGAUAUCACGGCCGCAAGGGCGCCGUCUAUGUGGACAGCGCGGUUUCGCCGCCUAGCGGCAAGAGGCCUGCCUCGCCGUGUGUAUACUUCACGACGCACCUCGACGGCGACGAAGGAGUGGAAAGCAUGCCUCGCGAUCCUGACUGGGCAAUUUCCGUAGCCGACAUCGCCGAAGUCAAGAAGAUUGGUGGUUUGGGCUGGAAGGGUAAGAUCGUGGUCGGAUGGGCGACAGAUAGAGAAGUCAAAGACGGGAUUGAGAUUGUGUCCAAGGAUGGGGCAAGGUAUCGUGCCAUGGCGAUGAAGGAGCGGGAUGAGUUGUUCAACCGGCUCGUGGCGAUGGGGCAGCAGAUUUGGGCCAGUUAUUAG
This is a messenger RNA of Cladophialophora carrionii CBS 160.54, 2103 nucleotides long. RefSeq lists its product as uncharacterized. Bases 1 to 2103 code for a protein of 700 amino acids. The record is from RefSeq and is a predicted model, not a curated record. The transcript has 2 exons. NCBI's taxonomy places the organism in Eukaryota, Fungi, Ascomycota, Eurotiomycetes, Chaetothyriales, Herpotrichiellaceae.